Messenger RNA from Protobothrops mucrosquamatus (brown spotted pit viper), 2826 nucleotides. RefSeq names its product nuclear receptor subfamily 1 group D member 2 (gene NR1D2). Gene Ontology annotation, molecular function: nuclear receptor activity; RNA polymerase II cis-regulatory region sequence-specific DNA binding; zinc ion binding. The record is from RefSeq and is a predicted model, not a curated record. NCBI's taxonomy places the organism in Eukaryota, Metazoa, Chordata, Lepidosauria, Squamata, Viperidae. Gene Ontology annotation, biological process: cell differentiation; negative regulation of transcription by RNA polymerase II; hormone-mediated signaling pathway. The transcript is spliced from 8 exons. Bases 62 to 1810 code for a protein of 582 amino acids.
UCUCCUUUGAAAAAAAUCCCGGCCCUCGGCAGCAGGUUCUUGGAAGAGAGGAAAGGCAGGCAUGGAGCUGAGUAUCGGAAGUGUAAUUGCUUAUAUCAGCUCUUCAAGCCCUGCUUCCUGUCACAGCGAAGGCUCAGACAACAGUUUUCAGUCCUCUUCUUCCCCUGUGCCACCGUCACCAAACAGUUCCUUCUCUGAGGGGAGCUGUAGUAGCAAGAGUAAAGAGCAGUCUGAUAGAAGAUCAUACAGUGACCAAUUAGAGAAUCACACUAAGGCAAAUCAAUCAAGUGGCACCUCAACAGCAAAAAGUCAUAAUGGAUUUGCAAAAUUUAAUGGCAUGGUCUUGCUGUGUAAAGUCUGUGGAGAUGUUGCUUCAGGAUUUCACUAUGGGGUCCAUGCCUGUGAAGGCUGCAAGGGUUUUUUUAGAAGAAGUAUUCAGCAAAAUAUCCAAUAUAAGAAGUGCCUGAAGAGUAACAACUGCUGUGUAAUGAGAAUGAAUAGAAACAGGUGUCAGCAGUGCCGAUUCAAAAAAUGCUUAUCAGUAGGAAUGUCAAGAGAUGCUGUUCGAUUUGGCCGAAUUCCUAAACGGGAGAAGCAGAGGAUGCUAAUUGAAAUGCAAAGUGCCAUGAAAACUGUGAUGAAUACGCAAUUCAGUGAUCACUUGCCUACUGAAGCAUUAAAAGAUAGCCAAGAAGCAUUGGUCUUAGUGCCUCAGGAACAGCUGAACUCCAAACUACAGCAAGAAGAAGAAACUGUCAAAAGGCCCUCUUCUCCUUCUCCCCUUCCUCCUCCUCUAUGUCCUGCUCUUCCUUUGCCCUCUGAUAUUGUCAAGGAAGAAGUGAUUGGCAUGGUAACUAGUGCCCACAAAGAUACGUUUAUGUACAAUCAGGAACAACCAGAAGAUCGUACCACUGUUUUGCAGCGUCCAAAUGGGGAGAAAAACCUUAAAUACUUGGCGCAGUUCAAUUCUGGUGGUGAAACUGAUCAUGGUAGCAUAAGCAGUGUGCUUCAAAAUGGGAAUGUUAAACAUUUCAAUGAACAAUAUAAAGGGCAAAACAAUAUGCACUAUCCAAAUGGGUAUAAUCUUUGCUUCCAUUCUAUGAACUUCGCCAAUGGCUUUACCACAAAAGGGUAUAAUACAAUGCUCGAAAAUGGAUUUUCUUCCAUUGAAACUCUGAAUGCGUAUUCCUGCAGCACUGGAGGCAGAAUGCAUCUGGUUUGCCCAAUGAACAAGACUCCUUUUGUGGAUCCAAAUAAGUCUGGUCAGGAAGUCUGGGAAGAAUUUUCUAUGAGCUUUACACCCGCAGUAAAGGAAGUAGUGGAAUUUGCCAAGCGUGUUCCAGGUUUCCGAGAUCUUUCCCAACAUGACCAAGUAAAUCUUCUGAAGGCUGGGACCUUUGAGGUACUAAUGGUACGGUUUGCAUCCCUAUUUGAUGCAAAAGAUCGUACUGUCACUUUUCUUAGUGGAAAGAAGUAUAGUUUGGAUGAUCUACGUACCAUGGGAGCUGGUGAUCUGCUGAACUCCAUGUUUGAGUUUAGUGAAAAGCUAAAUGCACUGAACCUUAGUGAUGAAGAAAUGAGUUUGUUUACAGCGGUGGUCCUUGUAUCUGCUGAACGAUCAGGAAUAGAGAAUGUCAAUUCUGUGGAAGCACUGCAAGAAACACUGAUCCGUGCACUGAGGACUUUGAUCACAAAAAAUCAUCCAAAUGAAGCCUCUAUAUUUACAAAACUACUUUUGAAAUUGCCUGACCUGCGUUCCUUAAAUAACAUGCACUCUGAAGAACUUCUAGCCUUUAAAGUUCAUCCAUAGGCUUUUAGCUCUUACUUAUAUACUUGAUUUACCUAAAAUUGAUUGUUUUUAUUUUGUGCUAAAAUAUUUGUUUAUAAUUGUACAUGCUUCUGUGAAGGAUUUGCAUAAUAGUGACAUGACCUCUUACAUGUAGUAAAUGUGUCAGGUUGAACCUUAUUUCAUCGCUGACAAAAUGGCCACAGAUUUCUUCUUGAUUAUCCAAAACUGCCCCACUUGCACACUAAAUGUUAUAGAUGCUGACCUCUUUGUCUUUACAGAAAAGAUCAUUUAAUUAUGCUAAAGAAGAAUACACAGUGGCUACAAAUGGAAAGCAGCACUUUAACUAAAUGAAGCAAGACUAUAUUGGUCCAACUCAUCCUUAAGUAGAUACCUUGCUAUAUGAGACAGUUUUUAAAAACUGUUUCUGAUUUCACUAUGAAUAGUUUAUAAAAGAAUCAGCUUAGUAUAAAACUAUACAUUCAGCUUUGUACGUGUUUAUAUGUGCAUAUGCACGCACACACACAUAUAAUAUGAACAGAGAUGGCUGUAUUAUUACUUUAUAAACUUCAUGUGCAUACAUAAUUAUAUAAGUAUGUAAAUAUAAAUAAACUUCACAAUAUUUUCAGCUGUGAAGAAGUUAAAGGAUUACCCAUAUGAAUGUAUUUGAUUCUGUACAGUUGAAGUAAGUAUAUUAAAAGUUUAGAGAUUCCCAACUUCUGGUUUGCCGACGCAGCUGCUGCGGACACUUGGAAAGUGACUCCAUCUUCCACGUCCGAUUUUCCUUUGCUGAGGGACCCUGGGAAGGGUCAAAAGUCUCCCUGUAGGGCCAACGAACAAGGAGAAGACCCCCGCUUGAUUGCAGGAGAUCGGCCAUAGCAAUAUGGCUCGUCAUUAGGCUGUAGACAGCUGAAGUCAAAUCUACUAUCAAGCACUCUGAAAGCAACGUGGAUGAAACUGGGUGAGAUUUGAUCUUCUCUUUACCCCAAGUACCUUCUUUCUUGUAAAGCCGGCUUGAAGUAUCUUUCCCCUUUGGGGAG